Molecule: messenger RNA, 1633 nt
Organism: Aedes albopictus (Asian tiger mosquito)
Lineage: Eukaryota; Metazoa; Arthropoda; Insecta; Diptera; Culicidae
Product: zinc finger protein 652
Exons: 3
Coding region: 559-1593 (344 amino acids)
Biological process (GO): regulation of transcription by RNA polymerase II
Cellular component (GO): nucleus
Molecular function (GO): zinc ion binding; DNA-binding transcription factor activity, RNA polymerase II-specific
Source: RefSeq, a predicted model, not a curated record
GACCAAAAAUUUAAUGAUCAGAUUAUCAGUGUUUUCAAUACGAGUGGAAAUUGUAGUGGUCACACUGCUGAAAGCCACUCACUGGAAGGUAGAUUGAAUGAUGAGAAUGAGAGAAGAAGUAUAGGUCUGACGAGUGAGCUGGAGGAAUAAUGUUAAGGGCGGACGGGACGGUCGAGGAAAUAUCCGCCAUUGCUCUGUUUCUACUAAGAUGGUAAUCUCAGAUUCUACUUCAUAUAAUGGAACAAAAAUCUAUCAUUGUGUAUGCUCACUUGCAGUGCAUAUGCUGAUUGUUUUUCAGCCUCAUCUGUGCGAUAGAAAUCGAGAUUACCAUCUUCAAAAUCGCGAGGCAAUUUUUUAGAAAGAGAGGGAAGAUAGGAAAAAUAACACAGCGUCUCGAUUCACCUUAAUAACACAGUUUGAGAUUGCAUCCCAACUGAUUCGGACGUGUUUUUCUUUAUUUGGAGUCACGAUACUUUAUUAGCUACUCGGUCCCGUUUCAUCAACAGUUGAACGUAUCAGAAAUGUGCUAUUCCUCGCCGGAAUGAUCCCGUCACCCGAAUGUGUACCACCUGCCGGAUGAUGGUCGAUAUGAUCGUGUCCUUCCAGGAAAUUUGCCAACAGACGGAACUGCUGAUGCGAAAAAGUGCUGGUUCGAGUCACAUAGUUGUUGCAGACGAUGAUCGUUGGGACAAAACCGCCUGGCUGAUUGAAUCGCUGUUCAAGGGGGUAACCCAACAUCGACAGGCUUUGAUGCUGGUAGACUCGCAUGGUGAUGGAGAUGAGAAUACAGCUACCAUAGAGGCGGAGCAAGAAAUCUUCCAAGUUAGCCAAGCUGAUGCCCUGACGGGAGAGGGGAAAUAUUUGCAAGAGGAGAGUGGCGAGGAGGAAGAAGAUGAAAAAGUUGUGGGUGUUCCGGUUGCACAACUGCUACUGGAUAUAAAAACUGAAGAAGUGGAGGAGGAGAACGACCAAGGCAUAAAUUAUCGGUAUGAAGAUGAACCGGAAUCAGACGAGGACAGCGAAAAUGAACAAAAACCGAAGAAGAAGCGAAAUCGCAAGAGAGAAAACGGAGUGAAACCGCGGGUGAGGAAUGCAAAAAUAAUGUGCGAUACCUGUGGAGAACUGGUGUCGCAGCUCUCCCUUGAGGGGCACCUGAAUCGGCAUCUGGGUGUGACGCCGUUCGUAUGCGAGAUAGAGGGAUGUGGCAGUCGGUUAUACUCUAAGUACAGUCUAAAGCGGCACAUGCAUCUGCACAAGAGCACAACAAAGUACUAUGACUGCCCGGAUUGUGGCAAACGGAUGUCGGGAACAAGUGUUUGGAUUCGACACAAGAAGAUACACACCGAAGAACCGAAACACGAAUGUAACAUUUGUGGAAAGAAGUUCCGAAGGAAAUUUGCAUUGAAGCUUCACUCGGUGGUUCAUACGGGAGCGGCGCAGUUCCCGUGUGAAAUUUGCGGCAAGCGCUUCAACGUGAAACACAAUCUCGGAACUCACUACAAAACGCACAAGCGGGAUGGGACCUGGCCAGAGAUGCAAACGAAAGAGGUAUAUCACCAGGAAAACUAUGAACCUAGCGAGCAAAACGGUUAGAAAAACAGGACGAUCGUUAAAUGUAUUCUAUGGAAAUCAA